Messenger RNA from Penicillium brasilianum, 3585 nucleotides. Lineage: Eukaryota; Fungi; Ascomycota; Eurotiomycetes; Eurotiales; Aspergillaceae. The record is from the annotation of a GenBank genome assembly.
CGACGAACGCGGAGGCGCAACCUCUCAAAUGGUUGUGUCGGUCUGGGACCUUUCCCCUCCUCCGUGUCCACCUCAUCAUGGAUUUCGCAUACGACCAUAUCCAGGAGGAGAUCCUGGCCUCGAAUAAGGCCGAGGACUCCUCUGAAUCAAACAACGAGAAUUCCAACGGCAACCUCAACACCGAGCUCCAAGAAACCUUCCGCGCCUUUUCCGCCAGCCCGUGGGGGACCCGAAUCGGAGGACUCUGGGACAAUGUACGCAAGCAGGGAGAAAGCUAUUAUGAAGGCGCACAGAAGGAAUACAGCGCUGCCAGCGAGGAAGCUGUGAAGGGAUUCUCAGACCUGCGCAACAGUAUCGUUGACCGAACAAAGGGGCUGUCUCUCAGCACGGUUGGGCUUACAGGUGGCAGCGAAGCACCGAUAGAUGGAGCUGCUACACCCACAGCGGCAACGGAAGGAACGUCCAAGGACCAGGCGCAGGAAGCCGGUGCUACUGGAGAGGGCUUUAUUUCACGAUUCAAGGCCGAAGCCGCCCGGCGAUUCAAGGAGAUUGAAAAGGCCGAAGAGGCUGCCGACGAAGCUAUUCUGCGAUUCGGCCUGAAUAUCAGCCAGAAGCUGCGAGAGGCUGUAAGCAUUGUGCCGCCCGAGACUGACGACUCGGGCAAGCUUCUUUUCGAAAGCAAGGAUGCAGACGGCAAGCGGGUCAUCCAUGCCACUCGAUUUGAGGCCCAACUCCAUGUUAUCCAUUCCAAUUUGGAUAGCUUUACCAAGGACCCGGUUAGCGACAAGUUCCCCGAGUUCAAGGAGGAUUUCAAUGUGGAGAGCAAGACCGACGAAAUUGCCGCCGACCUGGAAAAGUACCCUGAGUUGCGGGCAACCAUGGAGAAGCUUGUCCCGGAGAAGGUGGAAUAUGCGGAGUUCUGGACUCGGUACUACUUCUUGCGCCUUGUCGUCGAGACUGAAGAGCAGAAGCGCAAGGAACUUUUGAAGGGCGCCAACGCUGGAGAGGAGGAAGAAGUUGGCUGGGACGACGACUCCGAGGACGAGUCUGAAUCCCCGUCUACUCCCCAGGUUCGCCCUGGUGCCCAGAGCCUUGCCGCCAAGGAUACCCUGAAGCCCCAACCUCGUCGAUCCAACGACCAGCAGUCCCAGGCCGACAGUGAAUCAAGCUACGAUGUCGUCAGCGGGACCGCUAGUCGGGCCCCUGGCAGCCCCAAGGAGAAGAGCCCAACUGCCGAUACCAAGGCGGAUGACAGUGACGAGGAUUGGGAGUAAACCUGAGUAAAUUGUUGAUCCCAAGGGUCUAUUGGCAAGAACAUAUAAACUUGGCCUUUUUGAGCACGUCUCGAAGGGUACAUCUUGGCUCUAAGACCCCAAAGACCAGUCGAUCUGGUCAUGAUAUUUGCGUCGGUUUUUACCGGAGUUAGACCGCUGCGGCUGGUUCAAUGGCGUUGUCAGGACUCUUAUCUGCUUAUUCCCGGAUUCGUUAUGAUGUCGUAUCUUGAGUUCAGCGAUUGAUAAAGUGUCAUUCUAUCCGUUCCCGUUUGUUUCUCGUCGAACCUGCACAUGAUUCGCCCCCAAUUUACAUGUCACCUCGCUUACAUCGAGGGCACUUCUUGUGUCUGCAAUUCUUCAAGAUCAUGUCUAUUAAAGCUUGAUCCUUCACUCGCUCCUUGGACGUAGUGCCCAUGCGUGACUGUCUAAAGCUCUACCUACAGAAUAGCUGCCAGGGUAUCACCCUGUCAUACUCACGCGUAAUCAUACAAAGUUCAUGAGGCCCAAAAUCUCAUACUGCUGUCCCAGAGCCGACAUCCCUAACCCUUGGGGGCGCGACUAGCCUUCCUCCCCAAAGGCGAGCUUUGCCUCCAGUUACCGUCAUCUGAAUAGGCAGGAGUCAUGUCCCUCAGCCCACUUGGGCGCACACUGGGCGAGCCUCUUCGCUGAGGCGUCUCGGGAGUGUUUUCGCGGGAGCGAAUUUGGAAUCCUCGAGAUCCACCCCCAGGUGAGUAGAGAUCAUCGCCGUCGCGUGGGAGGGUGGAGGGACUUCCAGGUCCCCAGCCGUAUUGGUAGUCCUCCCCGCGGUGUUUGACCGGACUCUCGUCAUAUGGAUCCCACCCGACGCGGCGACGUGCUUCGGACCGGAGACGCUGGCGAUGUUGCUCGUCGCCACCGGCACCGGUGGAAGACGACUCUUCGAGGAAGAAGUUAAGGAGCUCAUCACUAAUUGAAAGGUGUGACUGUUGUUGGAAUUGUUGAAGGGAGGUCAGACGGAGGAGGGUUUCCAGUAGCGAAAGUGAUGUGCGGAUGUGUUCGAACAAUGGAUUUGAAACUGUGGUCGUGGUCGCGGCGGGUUGUGUGGGCGCCGAGCCUUGCGAGACAUAAUGGCGACCGACUGGUGAUGGGGAUGGGGAAGGUGAGUUCUUUCUGUCCUUUAAUGACAGCUUAGCCAUCAUGUUAGGGUCAAUAGAGGUUUCUGCUGCUGGCUCUACUUCAGACUCGGUGUCUGAAUCUUCUUCCUCAUUGUAAACUUCGAAUGCGAUCCACUCCGGGUCCAAGCCUGGAGGUAACCGCCAUUCUUCGGGGAUGGAGUCUUCAUGCAGAGAAUGUAAGUUGGUUUGAUUCGACGAACUGCUUCCACUCAGCUGGGCAUCGAGCUGCGCUUGCUCCUCAUCGACCGAGUCUUGAUCUUCUCCUUCUUGAGAAUAAGUAUCAUCGACAUCAUUGUGCUCCAUCAUGCGGCGAGGAGGCAAUGCAUUCAAGUCUCUCUUGAGGAGUAGGACGGGAUUGUUGGUUUCCCCCUCAGUGCUGAUAUUGAGAAUUCUGCCCGUGUCGGCGUAGAAUAUUUUGGAAAUUUGAUGAAUUGGAAGAAUCUCUCUUACUCCAGCUGUAGUAACCCCGUCAUAGCUAUGAGGCUGAGGUUCGUUCUCUUCAAAUGUGUGAACUCUCCCAUCAUCAAGAUCCUCGAUGAUCAUGACUUGAUAAGCAUAUUCAUCGAUACCUGGUCGUGCUGGAAAUUGUGAGGACUUGGAUUGGUCGUCGGAGUAGUAGAGGCUCAUAGGAACGCGGCGCAGCUUCAGUCGUGCCUUGUGCAUGACCUCUUUCCAUGUCGCUUCUCGGAUGAAUUCCUCAUCAUGGGGACGAAGAUGGCUGGCAAAGAGCAUGUACAUUGACAGCGUAAAUGUUGGUCCUAUCUGCACCGCUUGAGAUUCGACGGAUUGUGACAUGGAAUAUUGAGUGUCUCCUGCUGUCAAGAAGGUGCUAGCCUGCAAAAGUCGUGAUGGCGACACUGUCGACGGCAGAUUUGUUGACAAUUUAGCACCGGAUGUGGUGAUAGCCAGAUUCAUGAGAGGAACUGCGUCCUCAAUCCGGGCAAGUAGGUUCUUGAUGUCUUUGAUGAUGAAUUUGAUCUCAGCCUCGUUGCUUGGACGCUCUUGUGAUGACUUGGGUCCUUUUCUCAUGGCUUCUUCUGAAGCAGCGGCCUUUGCCAACCGUUGACCGAGGGCCUGGAUAUCCCAUCUUAGAGAUUUAGUGAGGGCGACCGCAGAUUCAAGUGAAGUAUUUCCCCGAGCGGCUCUGCGUAUGGCUG